This is a messenger RNA of Physcomitrium patens, 1901 nucleotides long. RefSeq lists its product as uncharacterized. Lineage: Eukaryota; Viridiplantae; Streptophyta; Bryopsida; Funariales; Funariaceae. The record is from RefSeq and is a predicted model, not a curated record.
UCUAAUCGCCCGCCUCUUCAAACCCUCAGUGCCCUUCGUUCAAUAUUGUUUUUGCUUCUUACCCCCAACUGGGUAUUGCAAUCAGAGCAAUCAGUUACCAAGUAUGAAUGAGAGAGGAUUUCAUCUUUAAUAUUCUAAGAAGAAAGCAUUCUACGGCGUUCAGCAAUCUUCUAGAUUUUGGAUUUUGAUCCAGCUCUUGAUGCCUUUGCUCUCACCAGCAAAUAAUGUUCUCAUCGUGUGACAGACUCGAUGUCGCUCUUCUUUUUUGAGUAAAGGAUGCUUUCCAUAAAGCAGUUAACGUAAAAUCCUCUGGGUGACUCGGCCAUUCUCAUAACAUACGAAAAUUGUGAAGCCUCUGGUUGGCGGUCCUUCAUUACGAAAGCGUAUUUGGAAAUAUAUAUCAGAGUGCCUGAAGAAAUAAACUUGUCUGUCUAUUUGCUAUGAUAGGCUGGCCACCUUGCCUUACUCUGGUGAGCUGGAUUGUGCAAAACGGGAGAUUGCCGAAUGAGCAAAAUGGCUUCCUCCACGGAUGAUCUGAUGACUUGAACGAUUCAAGGGCUGUCGAAACGAAGAAGAAUAUCAUGGUAUUAACAGACCAUAUUGUUCCGUUUAGGGAGAGUUCUACCGUCCAACCGAAGGACCCUGCUCGUGUCAGCUUCCAAGGGGAAGCAUCCUCAACCCCUUUGAUCUCAACAUGGAAUCUGUUCCGGCUUGCUUUAGUGACUUCCAGUAUGCUAUUUGUCUUUCUUCUCUCCACGAUUUACAGCCUCAAUCAAGCUUCUGGAGUGCCAUCUUCAAAAGGAGGCUGGUUGGAGAUGAAGCAGUCACCACUGCAUCAUGUCCUUAUCCAAGACCAUUCCUUGUCCAAUGAUUUGAAGGAGACUGAUUCCGGAUUGCUUCAGAGGAUCAAUGACAAGGCAACUCUUGAGCUGAAAACUUUGGUGAUCGCCGAGACAGUAGUACCCUUCGAAAAAAGAGAAAUGCUUUCGGAUUACGUCAAGCAGCAGCUGGAUGGAUCUGAAGUUAUCUCGAGUGAGCAAAAAUCUGCCGUCAUGAACAUGGUGAACAUGGCGCCCAUCGAAGGGAGCAUUAACGAAGAAGAAAGAGGAGUGGGAGGGAGUUUGCGAAAUUCUGCUGUCAUCGCAUUGUUCAAAACUUAUCAGAAAAAUAUCCAUUUCCUGUUGAUCGGGGUGCGUGUUGAGCCACGGUUGGGCUGGAGAAGGAUAUCUGUAAGAGAGCGCAAUGCUUGGAAUGAUAAUCUGUCAAGAGUGCUGUACAACAAGAUUCGCGCUGAAGCAAAGACCUUCGUGGCAUAUGGUACUCCAACUCAAUUGACUGAACGCGACCUUUAACGUCAAGACAAUAUCCCAAGAUCCGCUUGGUGUGCUAGUUUUGCUCCAGAUUGUCGUAGAAGCCCACCUAAAAGUCCUGCAAACUUGGAAACUUCCUUCCUGGCAUCACAUCAAUUCCGUUAAUAUCAUGGCGUGAAUUAGUAGUGAACAGUAAUGCCCGAAGACGUCUACAGAACGGAAGCGUAAGUGAUAAGUCUACGAAAACAUCCCUAUAAAAACCCAGACGACGUUUGCGAGUUUCCUUAUACUUCAGUAACGCAGGUAGCUGAGUUCAUCGAAAUUCAUCAGUAGCCUAUACCACAUCGGCUGAUGUUGUGAAACGUAAAUCAAACCAUCCCUGAGCUUCUUUCACCAUUGCACGCCAACAUGAGUUCUCACCGUCUGUUCAUUUCCCUGGUUGACUUUUGCUUAAAACAUGUCGAACCAUGGACAUCUACCCAGUUAAUUCAGAGCAUGAUAGAUGUGGGAAAAUUGACUCUGAGCUCGAUUGCAUGGUCUGUGAUUCAUUCUCAGAAAGUUGUGAAAAGCCUCUCAGCAAAAUUUUCGGGA